This is a messenger RNA of Vicia villosa (hairy vetch), 1538 nucleotides long. Its product is annotated as replication protein A 70 kDa DNA-binding subunit E-like. The transcript has 3 exons. Bases 6 to 1277 code for a protein of 423 amino acids. Gene Ontology annotation, cellular component: endoplasmic reticulum. Gene Ontology annotation, molecular function: ubiquitin binding. The record is from RefSeq and is a predicted model, not a curated record. NCBI's taxonomy places the organism in Eukaryota, Viridiplantae, Streptophyta, Magnoliopsida, Fabales, Fabaceae.
UGAGAAUGUUUUACAACGAUGAAGACAAGGGCAAGCCGAUGGUUCAACUGACAAUGAUUAACAGGAAUGAACUCCCCAUUACAUGCACUUUGUCAGAUGGAUUUCAUUCAUGUUAUGGCAUUAUUGCACCGAGCGUUGAUGAGUCACUAAUUAGUCAGCUGAAAAGUGGGGCCAUGAUUCAUUUGACCUCUUUCUUAAUUGUCAACUACUUGAAGAGGAUUAUUUCCAUUGAACGGUUUGUGGUUGUGUAUGCUGACAAUGCAAUUGUUGGUAAUCCAAAGCUAUUGCCCUGGUAUAUUGCAGUUAGGGAAAUUAAACCAGCUCUUCCACAACCUAUAGCAAUCAUUGGGAGGGUUAUAGCUAAGUCUGAAAUGUAUAGCCAAAUGAAUGAAGAAGGAAUCAAUGCACCAUAUUCAUUCUAUUUCGAUGUUAUUGAUCAACAUUAUGACAGGGUUCGAGUUACAUGUUUUGGGCGGGACAAUGUUGAAAAGUUUUAUCCCAAAAUUAUCGAAGACGAGAUUUACUCAAUUGUAGCAGUGGACCUGAAAGUAGCCAACAAAAGGUACAACCUUCUACAUCCCUAUGAACUAAUAAUUACUUCUGCAACUUCAAUUGAGAAGUUUGAUGAUGGCAAUAUGAAUAUACCAACACACUUACACAACUACAUAACUGUGAGGGGCUUGAGUGGAUUGGAAGUUAAGACCGUGUUAGAUUUCAUUGCCAUAGUUGUCCGGGUAGGUCCUAUACAGACAAAGGAGAAAGAUCGGAGAGUACUGUUGCUUCAGGAUCCUACUGGUCAAGUUAAUAUCACAUUAUGGGGGCAUCAUUGUGAAAAGACGCCUCCAGAAUUAUCUGUGGUUGCAUUCCAAAGUGUGAGCCUAGAAGAGUAUAAGGGAAUUCGAAAAUUGAGUACAACCGGUAUCUCACGACUAUGGGUUGAGCCUCCGUUUGCAGAAGCUACCCGUAUAAGAAACUGGUACACCCGUAGAAAUCAAGCUCAGUCUCUUGGCGAAGAACCAGAGGAAGAGGAAGGACCUAAUGCUACAAAGGUUUUGGUACGGUUUCCAAAUGGCGAACGCAAGGAAAGGAGGUUCAACAGCACAGUGACAGUUCAAUCAUUGUAUGACUAUGUCGAUUCCUUGGGCUGUUUAGAAGAGAAUUACACCCUAGUCUCUAAUUUUCCUAGGGUUGUUUAUGGAGAAGAAAAGUUGAGACUGUCAUUAAUCGAAGCAGGAUUGCAUCCUCAGGCCACCCUAUUUGUGGAGCUUGCCAGAUAAUUUCACUUGUUUACAAUUAGGAAUCUAUGGCAUAAUUUCAGAACAUGUUUUGACUAUUGGGGACUAUGUAGUGCAUGAAAUCACAAGACUUCUUCCUAACAAUAAAAACUGUCUGUGUGUGUUAAUUUGUUUGCAUGGGGUAUGUCACUGCCUGGUUUAUUAAUGUGUCUGUUAUGUGUGGGUGGGUGGGUGUAUUUUUCUGGUUAAUGAUGUAAGAGUUAACAAUGGGUGGGAAUUGUUUUAGCUUGUGUAGAGAUGGAU